AUGGCAGGACCACGCAACUCACAGGUCAAACGAAGACGAACUUCAACAAGUCCAGGCGACUCGACGUCGAGCAAACGAUCAGAUUCCGGUGCUGAGAAGGAUGCGUUAGCUUCACCUGGGCCAACGGUGACGUAUGAGCACCAAGAUGACUUUGUUCAGGUUUCUGAGCUUGGCAUUGCGCCAUUCGAUCAAGAGGCUGGCUUGGAGGAGUCUCUCCCAUCUGUUAAAGCAGACGAAGAUGCUAUCGAGGAGUACGAGCAGUGGAAAGCCUCGGUAUAUGACGAAGGUAAACCGGAGGAGAUCCAAUAUCAACCCGUUGAGAAAAAGCUCGCCAGACGAGAAGGACGCUCUAUUUAUGUCGAUGCUUUUGACUACGCCUUUCGUGUUGUCUGGGAGGAUGGAUGCCACCUUUUUAAUGAAGCAGAGAAAGCACUGUUGAAUUAUUGGAAAAGCCUGUGCUAUGAAUCGAGAUACCUGUUCGUCUCUUUGCUGCCUCCUUUCCUUCUAUAUCUAAGACUCAACUUACCCGCUGCUGUCGAUGAUCUACAGAAGGUAAGGCCGCUACCAAUGUCAACUUGCAACGCAGUGCCUACUCUCCCAGGGAUAGAAACGCCUCCAGUUGCUACCCUAGGAGAAGAAUUUCAGUUUGCAGAAGGCAUAGAGGAAAUAAAGACCAUCGAAGAAGCAUUGUCAUUGCUCCUACUCGACGAAUUGAAGGCUUUAGCAAAAGAGGUGAAGGUGCAAGGCAAAAAUAAGAAAGAUUUAAUACAGGGACUGUGUGAUGCGAGCAGUACCCAAACCGGCCUAAAAUGGCUUUCAACCCCAAAUACUGAAAAAUGUGAAAGCGAUGAAGAUACCCCUCUAAAUCCCGCCACUCAUAAUGGCAAAGUCGGGGCUAGGGAUACCUUUUUUCGAAAAAAGAUUUUUGAUAUCACUGGCGAUUGUAUUCGGCUCUCAAGCGGGGCUCUGAAACUCUUUGAGCGCAUCCACUUGGUGUUUUACCGUUCUACUCAAUGGACGGAAAAGUCGCUCACGGCUAUAAUAUUGGCAAAAAUAUCCAGAAGAAACUAUCCAAAUUAUAUUGUCUGCCGUUCAAAUUCCAUAUUUCCCACCAGGCCCCAUUUAAUCGAAUUCGAAACCGCCCUUCGUAUCCAGUAUGACUUGGACAAAGAGAUGGAGUCGGGCGGUUCAUCGACUGAUGAGAAGAUAAUCAUCAUCAAGCAAAUUUCGGAGGCGGUAUAUCCUAGGUGGAAAACGAUACUCCAAGAGGAGCAGUCGAAGGAAGAACGGUUAUAUGAUUACGGGGAAGGCGCAUACCUAUGGCGGUUUUCUCCUGCCUGGGUGUAUACCCGAAUCAUACAUAAAGGCCUGUGGUCUCUUGGACGCCUCAAGGAGUAUAAACAAGAACAUGAAACAAUAACAGAGCUACUCGACCAACGCCUCUUUCAUGCUGCAAGACGGGGCGCUUGGUACCAGCGUAAAGCGCUCCUUGAAGAACACUAUAUGUGGUCACUUAUUGCCAGUGAUAUUCGUCCAGAGGAUGCCCGAAAGAGAGAAUGGAAGCAGAAAGCUCUUCGUACCUGCGAAGAUGGCCUCCGAGACCCAGACUGCCACGUAAUUUACCAUUAUAAUCUGCAAAAACGAAUAGCAAAGCUGGAGAGAUCCCUAAAGAUACCUAAACGGGAACAGCAUGAUUUUUCCCAUGUUAUGCUAGCAAAGCCGGAAGAACGUACGGUGCAAGGGAUCCGGAUUGAAAAGGAGCUUCCCGCAAAGCAGUCCAAUGCGAAACCAGCUGGAAACAGUAAUGUGAAAAGCAAAGGCCGCCCAACCGUCUGGGUUGAUGAAAGGGAAGGGGGUGGUGAAUGCCGAGUUGAAAGUAUGUGCCUUAGCUGGUAUAGAGACCAGGGUUGGAAAGGAUUUCAUUGUGAGAGCGGUAUUCUACGAACACUCUUUGGAUAUCUAUUUUACGAUGUUAUAUUCGCCUAUGUUCCGAACGUCUUCCAGACUCCAUACCAAACCUGUCCCCUAGAUUUACAUACUGAUUCAUUCUAUCCCUCGCGAAUAUCUGAGAUCAAGUCCAGACUUGCUCAAAUAUCAAAUGGGGAGGCACAGCAGCUCAUCCGUGAAGUCCACGAACGUGAGUCGGCAAAGCAAACCUGCGCUAUAGGCAUAGACUGGUCGUUCGAUCUCAGUGAUCUCAUUGAGAUUGUGCAAUGUUUCCGCGGUGAAGGUCUAGCAACUAUCUGCCAGGUUAUGGCACAGGAAUAUCAACAGCGAGGCGGAGGCAUUCCAGACCUAUUUCUCUGGCGUAUGGAUACCAAGGAGGUGAUGUUUUCGGAGGUCAAGUCUGAAAGUGAUCGUUUAAGUGAUACCCAACGGCUUUGGAUUCAUGUGCUUACAGGAGCAGGAGUGAGGGUCGAGCUCUGCAAUGCUGUUGCGCGCGAGAUCAGAUAUGUUUGA
This is a messenger RNA of Arthroderma uncinatum, 2460 nucleotides long. Its product is annotated as coiled-coil domain-containing protein MTMR15. The record is from RefSeq and is a predicted model, not a curated record. Gene Ontology annotation, molecular function: 5'-flap endonuclease activity; 5'-3' exonuclease activity; flap-structured DNA binding. Lineage: Eukaryota; Fungi; Ascomycota; Eurotiomycetes; Onygenales; Arthrodermataceae. Gene Ontology annotation, cellular component: nucleus. The transcript is spliced from 3 exons. Gene Ontology annotation, biological process: interstrand cross-link repair. Bases 1 to 2460 code for a protein of 819 amino acids.